This is a messenger RNA of Linum tenue, 2515 nucleotides long. Lineage: Eukaryota; Viridiplantae; Streptophyta; Magnoliopsida; Malpighiales; Linaceae. The record is from the annotation of a GenBank genome assembly.
AUGUUUGUGAGUGGUUCCGGGCCUGUAUUCUGCAUGCUGUGUGUUGGCAUGUCUGGAUCGAGAGAAACAACCGCAUCUUCCGGGACACUAGCUGCUCGUCUAAUGAAGUGCUGCGAAAAUCGACAAGAAAUAGCAUUGAGUGGCUCAUUGCUCAUGGAAAGAUCGAGAGGAACCUGGGGAGUGAAUUUUCAUAGCGAGGAUGAAUGGCUUAGCAGAACGAUUCCUAUUCUGAUCGAUAACCAAGGCAGAUUGCAGAUAUUAAUGGCGGAACUGUUUGUUGGCACCUCCAGUGCACUAGGAGGUUAUGCAAAUGUUGAUCGACCAAGGCAUGUUAUUCAGUUUCAGGACAAACUUGGUAAUGUUGUUCAGGGGAAGACACAUAUCCCUGUUGUCAAGAGAGAGUUUCCUAAGCAGGCUUCAAUCCAGCCUGGUGGAACUUUUUAUUUCGAACAUAGGAAUAUCAAAGGGCUGAACCAGUCACUUGUGGGCUCAAGCACAACAAGCAAUUUCUUUUUGUCUCAGAGGGAGGGGAAGAGAGAGAUUCUUGGCCGGAUAGGACAAUUAAGAGAGGCUGAAACCAAUUUGCAAACACAUUACUUUGACAUGGCUCAUCCGUUAAGAAGUGGAUCCAUGGCUCAACAUGAGGCCAUUGCUGCCAGACGUGGAAACUCUCCCAAAACUCCACCCAGCCCCAAUAUCGAGCAACUUGUACGAGGAGGAGAAGCGAUGAGAUGGUCGGCACAUACAUCACCGUUGGUAAAGGAGCAGCCAGAAUUGGAAAUAGAACACACACCACAGCAGAAGAAGUCGGUUCUUGCCAAGGUGAAGGAGAAGGCCAAGAAAUGGGGCCGCUCUCUGAGCAAGAAGAAGCACAAUGGGGAUGCGAACAACAACAACAACAACAACAACGCUACUCCUUCUUGGGGUGUCAGCUUGGAUGACGAAGAUGAGGACGAUCCUGAAAAUCUUGGAGCCCCGAGUAACAUUCAAAUCUCCCAACUUAACUAUCUAGUUUCCUUCUUCAAUAUGCAUACAUAUAUAUGUUAAGUUACUGACACUAAUUGGGUUUUCCAAUUCCAAUUUAUGCAUUCGUUCAGUGUACGAGUCAGAGAUGGCACCCGAUGGAUACAGCAAGGUUACGGCAGCCAGGCAGCAUCAACCUCCUCCGGCUAGAUCAUCUGCUCCUUUAGUAUUGGAGAAGCAUGUUUCCGUAAAUGCCAACAGCAGCAGCAAUAUUGACAAUCAUCGUAGCAAGUCCCCGACAAGUAAAAUGCUCAUCCGAGAAAGCGUGGCUGCAGGAAAGCAGCCACAGGUAUCUCCCAGUCCCAGGACACUAGCAGAGACUCUCCAGGAGAAGGCUGCUCCUCCACCUCCAGAUACUGCCAGUCAAGUCGUUGCUUCCAAGGACCAAAACCUCAGCAUUUCAACCUCAUCACAACCACAACAAUCUUCAAGUGGAACCAAAACUGAAGCAUCUUCAUCAUCGUCUUCUUCAGGUGCAGCAAGGACAUCUAAAUCAGCAGCUCCAUCCUCUGCGCCGGCAGCAGUUGCUGCAUCAGUCACGUGGAAACACCCACCAGCAUCAGUACCGACGUCUAUGGCAUCGAAACAGGCUGCACCACCAGGGCCAUUGAAAAUAGAAAAGGAAGCACCAGCACCUGUGGCUACAAAGACAGCAGAGGCGGAUGAAAAAGAAACUUACUUAGAGCCCAAGGCUCACUCUGCUCCAGCCCCAGGGAAGGGCAUUGCUCUGGACACAGGUAGAACUAACAACGACCAAAUAUGGGAUAAAGGAGUUUCGGUGAAGGAGUAUUUAAUGAACAAACUCGAGCCAGGAGAAGACGCCAAGGCUCUGUCUCAAGUGAUAUCACAGGCCAUGAGCCCAAGAAAAGCUCCCGGAGAUGCAGGGGUGGUGGAGAAAGUGAAAGAGGUUGUAUCUUCUCUUUGGCAACAAGAAGAUUCUUCUUCUUCAAAAUCUGCUUCUUCCCAGUCCACUUCACAGUCUGCCGUGUCUUCUCGUCCCACUCGUCAUAACCCGCCCUCAUCACCACACAUUCCCAUCUCAACCAACUCCACUGAAGUUGAGGAAGAAACUCAGGGAAGAAUACUCCAAGCCAACUGAAACAAGCAGAUGACAUCCUCGUGCGGCAAAAAUAAAAAGAGGGAUUAUUUAGUAACCGUGCAGCUGAAUGUACCAGAUCCUGUGUGUAGUGAUCAACACAGACAAAGUUUACCAUGACGUUUGUUUAGGUCUUGUAUUUUAUCAAGCAACAUACUUACUUGCUCGUAAUCAACUAAAUAAUGGAUCUGUCGUUAAAGAAAAGCCUAUUGAAUGGAUAACAUGUAACAGAGGUUAGUUGUCAACCUUGGGAAGUUAGAUUUUAGUAAACUAUAAUCACUAUUAGUUUCUAAUCUUCCCUGAGUAGAUCUCGCAAUAUCAUUUUUGAGGAGGAAUUUCGCUUCAUAAGACUAGGCCCUUGUUUAGUUGUUUCUUUCUCAUGAAUUUCUUUACCAC